GAGGAUUGAUCGCGACAAUGCAGGCUCCGCGCGGCCAAUUCCUGUGCCCCAAGUUCGAGAUCGAGCCUCUGGACAUGGCGGGCGGCGCGAUGCAGAUGGUUCCGGCGCCGCACGUAAUGCGGCCGCUCCAAGAGAUUUGCUGCUCGGUGGAUGCGUCGGGGUUGCAGCAAUUAGAGCGGCUGGAGAAGGAUCUGGAGCAAGCCAAGCAAAAGCUUCUAGUGUUGAGAGCACAAGGACACCAAGAAUCUCUACAGAGCGAAAACAAGGUGAAAUUCUCUCAGAGAGUUUCUGAGAGCCGCUAUUGGACUAACGAGGAGCGCCAGAGAUUCAAGAAAGCCUUGAAAACCUUUGGAACCGAUUUUGCUGCCAUUGCAAAGUUCGUCGGGACGAGAAGCUCCACUCAAGUUCGCACUCACGCGCAGAAAUACUACGCCAAACUUAUCCGGGACUAUAAGCGCUCCGGGAAAGCUCAGGCAGCAGCAGCUUCCGGUGUCAAGGACAAGUCGGGGGCCGCCAACGCAAGAAUCGCCACUGAGAGCUCAUAUAUUAGGUGCUCGCAAUAGACCAUUGUUUUGGCAGUGUUUGCCUCCUCCAUUGUAGAAAGUCUACUUGUUCGUUUCGGACUGGAAUAAUGGAAAAGCUUCGUGAGUGAAAAA
Selaginella moellendorffii is the source of this 656-nucleotide messenger RNA. RefSeq names its product myb-like protein I. The record is from RefSeq and is a predicted model, not a curated record. Gene Ontology annotation, molecular function: DNA binding. Lineage: Eukaryota; Viridiplantae; Streptophyta; Lycopodiopsida; Selaginellales; Selaginellaceae. The transcript has 5 exons. The coding region runs from base 18 to 563 and encodes 181 amino acids.